Molecule: messenger RNA, 381 nt
Organism: Colletotrichum lupini
Lineage: Eukaryota; Fungi; Ascomycota; Sordariomycetes; Glomerellales; Glomerellaceae
Exons: 2
Coding region: 1-381 (126 amino acids)
Source: RefSeq, a predicted model, not a curated record
AUGCAGGUCUGGCUCCGCAUGUGGUCCUGCUCCUCCCUCUCCUCCCCGUCCCGCAUGUCUUCCUUGCCUGAUCAGCGUCAGAUCUGUGCCUCCGACCGACCUUCUUUCAAAUUCUCUGCCAACCUCCGAGUCGACCCUGAGACAGAAGACACAGAAGACACAACAUCGCAACCAAAUCUUGCAACCUCGUCGGACGCCGUGUUAUUAGACACAAUCACCUCUCUUACUCGCCCUCUCCGCCCUCUUCCCGUCGCGCAACAGUCGUUGCCGUCCCUUUUCUCCGGCUACCGCCUGCCGCUCUCUGGUUCUAUCAGCGUCUGGUACCGCCAGAACGCGGCCGCCAGCACCCAAUUCGCCGUCAUCGCCGACGACGAGGGCUAA